Molecule: messenger RNA, 2236 nt
Organism: Archocentrus centrarchus (flier cichlid)
Lineage: Eukaryota; Metazoa; Chordata; Actinopteri; Cichliformes; Cichlidae
Gene: med1l
Product: mediator complex subunit 1-like
Exons: 17
Coding region: 143-1915 (590 amino acids)
Biological process (GO): cellular response to thyroid hormone stimulus; regulation of transcription by RNA polymerase II
Cellular component (GO): mediator complex
Molecular function (GO): nuclear thyroid hormone receptor binding; nuclear retinoic acid receptor binding; nuclear vitamin D receptor binding
Source: RefSeq, a predicted model, not a curated record
UCCCUCGUAGAUAAACAUACAGUACAAUGCAGAUUAGGAGCAGCGGAUUGAAUGUUCCAGAUUGAUUAACUGGCUAAUCCGCGUAAACACUGGCACGUUUGUUCAAAAGCACUUGAAUCAAUUUAACGUCCACAGGUCAGUGAUGAUGGACAUGCUUAUAAUUCCUAACCUGCGUGUGAAGUUUGCAGAGAAGACCUGGGCUGACACGUUUCAGCUUGUCCGAAGAUGUAUGGAGAAAUCCAGAGAUGAAUCCAAAUCCCGUGCGGCACUGGAAAGAUCCCUGGAAAAACUCCAGGAAGAAUCAAAUGUGUGCACUAUGAAUACCACAAAGUCCCGGCUGGAGAUUAUUGCCAAACAACAAGGGAUGAGUUUUCACUUUACUGAGGCCAUGUGCUAUUUGUCAGCUGAUUUAUUCUACGUGGAGGUAUUGUUGUUGCCGAGUGGUGAAGUGGAGGAGGUAAAGGUGGUCCCCCAUGGAGAAUCCCCUGUUCCUAGCGAGUCCCUUCUUCAGCUGCUGAGGUUCAAAAACUUUGCCACCUUCUCCAUGAAGUUGCAAGGCCUCUUCGCCCAGUACAGCAUCCCUGGAGACAAUGAAUUAAAAUUAAAGUUGUUGGUGUCUCUGCAACACCUUGGGAAAGACUUGCAGAAAAUCUCACAUUUGCCAAGGAAACAAAAGUAUUCUGACCCUGAAAUGGACAUGAUAAACAAUGGCAGAAUUGGGUCUCUAAUAAUGGGAAAAGAAGAUUGUCCUAUGACUAUCCGGUUCUACAUUCCCCCAAAUGAUGGAAUGAAAUCUUCAGCGUCAGUUGUUCAGGCUGCCCAGGUUACUGUAGGUGUCAGCGACGUGACCCACAAGCUUCAGAUGGCAUCCGUGAUCCCUGAGCCUCCUCAGCUGGAUCCUCAGGGCAGUUAUCCUGUGUUUGUUCCGCUAAAUGAGGUGCCAAAUGAGAUGCUGCCUGCCUGUUUCCUGCUUAAACUGCAGCCAGCUAUGCCAGUGAUGCUGUCUGUUGUAAAGCAGCUCAGCCAAAUUACAGAUGCGACUGUACCCGAUGUUGACCUGCAGUGGGCACCCUUACCCAAGCUUCUCAUGAGAGGUUCACUAAGCACAAACAACCAAUGGGAGACGUCAUGUGAAAACAAGAGCAUUUUUACAGUGCCUCUUCCUGGUGGCGUGAUUCACAGUUAUAUUUUCCCUGGAGCUGCAUGGGAUUUGCCUGCCCACAGGGGGGCUGUGGUGGACAGUGUUCCCUUUACCCACCCUGGUCAUGUCCCAGCCCUACUGGAGCUGCUGCGCCGCCAGUGUACCAUUAACACCCUGCUGAGGAGCUGUUUUAUAUCUCAGUGCGCCAGUCCAGCAGGUUUGGUUUGUGGCCUGCCUUUCGAAGUCCUUCCAGAGUCUGAUACCAGCUUUUCUGUGACCUUCCAACCAUCUUAUGCAGACUCCCUCAGUGUUUUGUUGGUGAAUGUGCCUAAACCUCAUCAGAUUACCUGCCGUUUAUUUGGAGCACAUGCAAAUGAUCCUUCCAUUAAUGAAUACCUCUCCUCUGUCAUCAUGAGCUGUAUGUCUGUUCCUGAGACAAUGAGGAUGCUAUACAACAAGCUAGAGGACAUCACCUCUGCCCUACUUUCUCCCGGCCGCCUGGCCGCCACAGAGGCAGAAAAUGACCAUUCAGCUCCCUCCAGUACAGCUGUGACAGACACCAGCAGAGGUUCGGCCGCUUUCUCCCAAAGUGCGGCCGUGCCAAAGGACAGUUUCAGUGUCUCUGAUUCAGCAUGUUCUGCCAUGCCUGUAGCCAAAUCUGAGUCUGUUCCUGAAAUAAAUGAAAGCCCUUAUGCCUCGCCUUACCCAUUUCCCCCUGCAGGCAUGUUUCAGUGCAGGGUGGGAAACAAUGGCCACCUAUCACAGCUGAUCUAAACCUGUUGUUAUUAAAAAAAAAAAAAAUCUCUCCUGUCAAAUCAGCCAUAAAUAUGUGCCAUAUAACUGGCAUUUGUUUUCCGUUAUCAGUUAGAAAUGCUAAUGUGUAACUGCAGAAGGCUGAAUUUGUGUAAUUCAGAGUGCAUAAUCACAUGCAGGAUACUUAAAUGUCACUUACUAUGCAUUCCAGUGUGGCAGAGAUUACUGACUAUAAAGGUUUGAGGUCUGACAUCUGACCUCAGACAGCCAAGAGCCCAGUUGAUUGGUACCAUGUGAGCCAAUCAAACAUUGUUAAAGUAUAUAAUGCAAUGUCUUGUAAAA